CUCCCUACCCCCACCGAAUUCUAGUCCUUGUGGACAUACUGCCUAUUUUUGUUUUGUUACAAAGCCGAAUGCACUUACUAUUUGCCCUUUGUGCUUUUCAAAUUUUGGCUCUUUCUGUCCUUUUUUCAACUCCCAUGUCCCAUGAAGUAAAGUUAAGGCAAGAAUAAAAGGAAAGUAGUAGGCACAACGAUAGUACUGCGAUAUUAUUCCUAACUUGAAGAUCCAAGACAGAUAAUAUUCUCCCUCCCUCUUCUCAUUGCAACAAAUGGAAUAUGAAUGUAGCCCUCUUGGCUGGGAAUUCUACCACCAGGAAGAGGGAUUAGAGGACUUGAGACAUUCUCUUUUGUACACAACCUUGGAGCUAGAUGCAACAAUUGCAUCAGCUAAGGAGGAGAUUACAAGAAGAGAAUGUGAAUUGAUCCAUGUGAAUGACCUCUUAAGCAGGGUCAUCAAGGAGAGAGAUGAGGCACAAGCAAAAUGCCAGAAGCUAAUGCUGGAAAAACUAGAACUCCAACAGAAGCAACAGCUAGAACAACACCAAUUUGUUCAAACACAUCAAAGAGAUACCAUAUCACAAAGUGAAGAAGAGCAGCAAGAAGGCUUCUCUGAAAAGCAUUCUGCAUCUUCUGACUGUGAAGAAAACAGCAGCAUGCCCUCUCCUGGUGGAAGUUCAACCCCACAUCAAUCAACACCACUGCAGGUGGUAAUGGAGUUGGCAGAAAAGAAACCAUUGCCUGAAAAAGGGAAACUCUUAAAGGCAGUGGUGGAAGCUGGACCACUGCUUCAGACACUUCUCUUAGCAGGACCACUCCCACAGUGGCAACACCCUCCUCCACAACUCAACUCCAUUGAGAUCCCCCCAGUGGCCAUUUCACCCCAACAAGACUCUUCUUCUACCAAAAGUGCUUCUUUCCCUUUCAAUAAGAAGAAGAGGGACCUUCUUGUCCUCUCAAGGAGUAGAAAGGUCAUUCAGCACAUGCCAACAACACCUACCACUACCAUUGCUGCUGCUUCACAUCAUUCCCUACCACACCCAUCAUUUUCAUAAUGUUUCUUCUGCAUAGCAAAAUCACAGAGAACCAGGUGGCACCACUAUGCAUCACCUCAACUUUGUACUCUUAUCAACAAACUCUGACUUACUUUUCUAUGCUAGAAAAAAAAAAAAAAAGACUUGAUUUUUAGCGUUUAAUGUUUUCUUUCCCCGAUCUUAUCUUUUUGUUAUGUAUAUAUAAGGUCCAAUUGGGGGUUAAAUUCUCAGAAAAGAUUGAUGGGAAUUAAGUAGCCUCGUUCAAGUUAGUUAUGACACAAUUUUGUACUUUGGUAGAUAUUAGAGGGGGUGAUAUAAUGUAGCCUAGCUUCAAACGGCUUAGUUUUAAUUAAAAGGCUACUGUUGUGCUCGUAUUAA
Messenger RNA from Glycine soja, 1405 nucleotides. RefSeq lists its product as uncharacterized. The transcript is spliced from 2 exons. Lineage: Eukaryota; Viridiplantae; Streptophyta; Magnoliopsida; Fabales; Fabaceae. The coding region runs from base 266 to 1048 and encodes 260 amino acids. The record is from RefSeq and is a predicted model, not a curated record.